AUGCAGGGGUUUGGAGCUCGCCUUGACGGUGAAGUCACAGUGCGGCGCUUUGUGGCACCACAGCGGAGCACAACAGCCACCAUUCGCAGUGGUGAUCUUCUGGAGCCGAUUGCCGCGGUGGCAGCCCGUGUUGGCGUGGAUGCCGCAAGGUUGGAGGGGUUGGUGGAUGCGCAGGGGCUCGCAAUUUUCGGCAAACUGCAAGCUGGGGCGGAGGUGUUUCUCGCGGGCGCUGUAGUCGAGAAUGACGCGAACGACGGCAACAAUGACGAUGGUGGCACUGAAAGGUCCUUGCUUCAGCCACCAGACGCAUCGGUGGCCUGGGCGUACGACCCACGCAUGCUGCUCCAUGUGCCGCCCGUGGAUCGUAUACCAGAGACGCCAUACCGCUUGCAGCGGGCCGUUGAGUGUCUAAAGUCAACCCCACGUGCUAACGAGUUGCUACCGGAAGAACUGCUCUUCCCAGAGGAAGAGGAAGCUGCUACAACGCCGCGAGCCAGGUUGGACGAUGCAAAUAAAACUUCCACGAGUGAGGUGGUUCCACCUUCGUGUUGGCUCCCGCCCCGGCUGGCCACACUUGAGGAAAUCGCCUUGUGCCACGAUACAUCGCGGUACCGUGGCUUCGUCGAGCACGGCACAGCACUCACCCCACUGCUCAAAACAGAUGUCUACUGCAACGACAUGACAAGCAGUGUGGCCACUCGCCUUGCUGUCGGCGCCGUGAUUGAUGCGGCGCGUUGCGCGCUUGCUGGGACGCCUUCGUUUGCCUUUUGUCUUGUGCGUCCACCUGGUCAUCACUGCACAGUUGACACACCGGGCGGGUUCUGUCUUGCAAACAACGUCGCCAUCGCGGCACGUCAGCUCCUGAAAGAUUGGCGCGACGAUAACAAGGGUCGUGGUGACGGAACAUUGUCAGCGUCGCCACGCAUAGCAAUCGUUGAUCUUGACGUACAUCAUGGUGAGGGAACACAGUCGUUUGUGGAGGAGGAGCCGCCGCCACUGUGCGACGCAAACACCGUCUCACCCCUGCUAUAUUUCUCACUGCACCGCUACGACCAUGGCACUUUCUACCCCGCGGACCCCCGUGGUGACACCGCAUAUGUGGGGCGCUACCGCAACGUGUGCAACGUUGCCGUUAAUACCGCGGCUAACGACCCAGCGUGCUGCGAAGAGGUUGUGAGUGAUGCCGUGUUUGAGCGCGUGGUGGACGAUGUCCUUCUUCCACGCCUGUGUCGCUUCUGCCCGGAUGUUGUGUUGCUCUCAUUGGGAUUUGACGCCGCCUACGGCGAUCCACUCGGACGAAUGGCCGUUGAGGGCGGAUUCGCAUACGCAGUGCGGGCAUUAAAGCAGUUUUGCCGCUCACAGCCACAGCAGCGGAAGGUGCGGGAAUUGCACGCUGGUCUCGUGGUUGUCCUGGAGGGUGGCUACUUACCGGUGGCGGUGGCGCAGGGUGUCACUGCUGUUGCCCACGCGCUUCGGUACCCGGCCAAUGACGCAGACGUCGUGCGUUACGCGGCGCGUCAGGUGCCGAAGACGUGGCAGGACCUUCGCCGCCGUACUGCACGUCAACAGCAUGAAAUAAAACAGCAACAAGUGGAGGAACAGCUGCAUGGGGUUGAGGGGGAGGUAAAGAAAGCGGAGGCGUUGUGUGAAACAGCGUCUGCUUCUCCCACACAGAGCAUUGAGGGGGCCGCGCUGCUGCCGGAGGACGGCAUACUCUUAGAAAGGCAUGAAAGAUGGUGCGAUCGGCUUAUUUCCCGUGUGUUGUCCAUCCACGAGGAGGCAAACGGACCGCAAUAA
This is a messenger RNA of Trypanosoma rangeli, 1797 nucleotides long. Its product is annotated as putative histone deacetylase. Bases 1 to 1797 code for a protein of 598 amino acids. Lineage: Eukaryota; Euglenozoa; Kinetoplastea; Trypanosomatida; Trypanosomatidae. The record is from RefSeq and is a predicted model, not a curated record. The transcript has a single exon.